Neomonachus schauinslandi (Hawaiian monk seal) is the source of this 1858-nucleotide messenger RNA. It is a transcript of the gene CCDC184, whose product is annotated as coiled-coil domain containing 184. NCBI's taxonomy places the organism in Eukaryota, Metazoa, Chordata, Mammalia, Carnivora, Phocidae. The transcript has a single exon. Bases 49 to 639 code for a protein of 196 amino acids. Gene Ontology annotation, cellular component: cytoplasm. The record is from RefSeq and is a predicted model, not a curated record.
CCGGGCUGGACCGGACCCAGAGCCGCCACCGCCCGCUUCUGCCAUUCAAUGGAAGACGGUCCGCUGGAGAUCAUGACCAAGGACGGCGGCGACAUGCCGGCACCUCUGGAGGUGUCCACCGUGCCGGCCGUGGGGGACGUGAUCUCCGGGGAGUACAACGGCGGCAUGAAGGAACUGAUGGAGCACCUGAAGGCCCAGCUGCAGGCCUUGUUUGAGGACGUGAGGGCCAUGCGGGGGGCCCUGGACGAGCAGGCCUCGCACAUCCAGGUGCUCUCGGACGACGUGUGCGCCAACCAGCGGGCCAUCGUCUCCAUGUGCCAGAUUAUGACCACGGCGCCCCGCCAGGGCGGUCUGGGCGUGGUCGGCGGCAAGGUGAGCUGCCCCGGUGCCCCCCAGGAGCCGGAGACCUCUUCGCCUGGGAUCGGGGACAGCGGUUUGCUGGGUCGCGAUCCUGAGGACGAGGAUGAGGACGACGAUGAAGAAGAGAAGGAGAUGCCCAGUUCCACCACACCCACUAGUCACUGUGAGCGCCCCGAGAGCCCCUGUGCUGGUCUCCUUGGGGGGGACGGGCCACUUGUGGAGCCCCUCGAUCUGCCCGACAUUACCCUGCUGCAGCUGGAGGGCGAGGCCUGUCUGUGAGGGGACUCCGAGGGGGCACUACUUUCCCGGGCUGGCUUUGGGUUUCCGAGUGCAUGACGCGAGGGGACUGAACGGUGCGGUGCAGCAUGCUUCACUCCGACCGCUGCUCUUGUGGGUCAGACAGAGACUCCCUCGAGAAAGGAUUUAUAGGGUGAAGGACUUUGGGAGCAUCAAGAAUUCUUUCUGCCUAACCAAGGGAGACCUAGCAAACUGCGGAAAGGUGAGGUUCCGGGAGAGGAAGCGCCCAUCUCUGGACUCCCAUCCAUCCCCUACCCUGCCCAUUCCCCCUCCCCAGCCAACAGGAGAACCCCUGAAUUGUGUAAAUAAAAUUCUGCUUUUUCUAUUCUGAAAACGGACUUAUCUAGGACUAUGGCAAAUAAUCUCUAACGAUUUACCUAGACAUUAAGGAAUUGGGGAUAUUCUGUUCUGGCAACAGAAAAUUUACCCUUCUGCUGAAAUCCAAGAUAUUCAGUGCUCUGCAGAAGUCUCUCCCUCUCACAUAUCUCUGCGGCUGCUGAUUGGUAAAGGAAGCUUGAGGAGGGAUGCAGCCCUAGGAAUCUGGGUGAAUGGGGUUCCAAGGGCCCCUGGGCUGGGAGGAGCUGGCUAUGAAUGUGCAUGAAGACAUAAUAGCUCAACCUCUAGGAUUUUUGCAUGCAGAGCGGAUCCUGCCUUGUCACUGACUUCAUCUGGGAUUGCUUUAUCCACUCACUGGGGCUUAGAGAACAAAGAGCCCAGUACACAGGCAGAGACUUGGGGGUGCUCAGCAGCAGCCCAGAUUUAGGGGACGUUUGAGGGACUCUUGGGGGCCGCAGCCAAAAACUGUCUCUCUCCUGGCUACACCCGCUUAACUUUAGUUCCUUUUCCUGUCAAUUUGUCCCUGCCCGCUGCCUCUCGGUGUUGCCUCCAUAAUGUCUUGUGUGUGUUAUGUGUGUCGACUUGUGUAGUAGUGUGUGAGCCCUGAGGGGCAGGGCUUGUGGCUCUGGUGUUAGGUUCAGGGGGCUUCAGACCCUUCUGUGAGCCCCAGGCUAUCAUGGCGCUUUCCCCUCCCCUUUCCUCUUUCCCCCACAACCAGGGCAUGGAGCAUGUGGCUGUCCUGAGGUUCCCAACUGAUGUGCCUCCCUCCCACCUCCUCAAGUAGUGACUCUGUGUGCCCUUUCUCCUCCGCUGUGUAUUCUUUCUCAAUGCUUUCCUUGGUGUUAACCUUAAUAAAGAGGCGUCA